Hemicordylus capensis (graceful crag lizard) is the source of this 2584-nucleotide messenger RNA. RefSeq names its product acidic nuclear phosphoprotein 32 family member A (gene ANP32A). Bases 16 to 996 code for a protein of 326 amino acids. The record is from RefSeq and is a predicted model, not a curated record. Lineage: Eukaryota; Metazoa; Chordata; Lepidosauria; Squamata; Cordylidae. Gene Ontology annotation, biological process: nucleocytoplasmic transport; regulation of apoptotic process. Gene Ontology annotation, cellular component: perinuclear region of cytoplasm; nucleus. Gene Ontology annotation, molecular function: histone binding. The transcript has 7 exons.
GCCCCCCCCCCCGCUAUGGUGCCCGCCUGGGCGGACGCCGCUUCUGCCGCCGCGUGCGCUGGUGGAGAGCAGCCGGGCGCGGGCAGCGCCGCCGCCGCCGCCCUCUCCUGCCCAGCUGCCUCGCCGGAGGAGCGGGACCCUUGCUCUGCCCCCCCCGCGCCACCCCGAAAUCUUCCCGAACUUGGUUCCCUCCGGUUGGCGGCGGCGCCAGCCCCAGCAGCACGCGGCUCGCUUGCUCGCUCCGAAGUAGGACACGGCGCCAUCUUUUGCACAGGAGAGAGAGGCUGGGUUAAAGAACUUGUUCUUGACAACUGUAGGUCAAAUGAAGGCAAAAUAGAAGGCCUCACAGAUGAAUUUGAAGAGCUGGAAUUCUUAAGUACAAUCAAUGUAGGCCUCACCUCAGUUGCAAACUUACCAAAGCUAAACAAACUUAAGAAGCUUGAGUUAAGUGACAACAGAAUCUCAGGGGGACUGGAAGUCCUGGCAGGAAAGUGUCCGAACCUCACACAUCUAAAUCUAAGUGGCAACAAAAUAAAAGAUCUCAGUACAAUAGAACCUCUGGAAAAGUUAGAAAACCUGAAGAGUUUAGACCUUUUCAAUUGUGAGGUAACCAACUUGAACGACUACAGAGACAAUGUCUUCAAACUUCUUCCGCAACUCACAUACCUGGAUGGCUACGACCGGGCUGACAAAGAGGCUCCGGAUUCAGAUGCAGAGGGUUAUGUGGAAGGCCUCGAUGAUGACGAGGACGACGAAGAUGAAGAGGAAUUCGACGAAGACGCUCAGGUAGUGGAAGAUGAGGAGGAUGAAGAUGAGGAGGAAGAAGGAGAAGAGGAGGAUGUGAGCGGUGAAGAAGAGGAAGAUGAAGAAGGUUAUAAUGAUGGCGAAGUAGAUGAUGAAGAGGAGGACGAAGAAGCGGCAGUAGCCGUAGCGGAGGAAGAAAGGGGGCAGAAGAGGAAACGAGAGGCGGAUGACGAAGGAGAUGAAGACGAUUAAAAUAACCUAUUUUGGAAAGAGAAAAAAACAAAUUUCCUAUUGUGAUUUGACUGUUUCUACCCUGUAUUUCAACCCCCCCUCUUGGACUUCCCCCCCUCCCUGGAGUGUAACGUUGCUGUGGGAUUGAGAGGGAAAUGCAUAAUUGGGUGGGUGAGGGAAACAAAAUAACUUUUUUUUAAACUGCCACUCCCCUUCCCCCCCCAUCCUCUGAAGAAUUUUCUUUUGUGUCCAUUACUAGUUCCUGUUAAAAUGCAAUAGCAAGUAUAAAGGAAGUGGUGAAUUUUUUUCUUUAUUCCUGGAGUGGAUAAUUUUGGACAUCUUUUGGGUUUUUUGGUUGUUGUUCUUUUAGUUUUUGUUUUUUAAAUAAAAAGAAAAGGAUGAACAAGAAGACUUCCACAUGGCGAUGCAAAGUUGGUCUAAAUUGAGAUGGUGGUGAGAUCUCCUGGGUCCUUAGAAUUGAUGGCAUUUGCCAGUGUCUGAGCAUAUUGUAAGUACAUAUAAAUAUAUUUUUCCCUUCUCUUCUGGAUGCAGCAAAAUCUGCAGUGAAAGCAUUCCGGCCACAGCAGUGCGGGGGUGCAGACAGCAUCUUGAUAAAGUGUUUUCUUUGUUGCCUGUUUGUGAAUGACUGCCGUUUCCAGAAACCCCCCCCCCCCACACACACACACUUCUUAGAGGUAACACUUUAUUUUGCUGUUUGUAAAUAGUGACCAAAUGACGUGAUUCCCUCACUCACCCCUUUAUGAUUUUCCUGUUUGGUUAGUGGGAGUGAUUUUGCAAAUCUUCGCUUGUGAGUUCCCCUCACUUUUCUUAAUCCUUCCCUCGCUCUUCUCUUCCUUUAUACUGGUUUAGGGCACAAUCCCACCAGGGAAGUUCUCCUUGAACAGGGGUUGUGCAAGAGCAUGGCAGUUCCUUUGCGCAGCCCCUUUCCCUGUCGGAGCGUGCUCUUGCUUUUUAUGUAGGGUAUACAGAAAGGUUCUCUGUAAACGGCAGUCACUGAAAUAUCUAUAAAUAUAUAUAAAAAGUGUUCCUAAUUUCCUGAGUUAACUGGUGAAAUGAAUUUGACAGUUGUAAUAAUAAAAAAAGGAAAUGUUUGAACCCUUUUAACUAAGGUGUGUACUAUUUUGGUCUGUAAAAUAUUAUAUAUAUAAAUAUAUUAACACCUCCUUGAUAUUUUAAGUGACAAGAGUCUGUUUCCACUUGUGCUCUAUAAUACUCUGAAGAUUUUUACAAACCUUUAAACAAAUACAGGAGGGGGCGAUGCCGCAUGCCUGGCCAAGGGAGGUUUCUUUUCAUACACUCAAGCACGGAAUGCGAAUACAGAAGUUGUAUUUUCUUACCUAUUUGGGGAGUCAGUAAAUUUGACUGCAAAGUACCUAGUUGAAUGUACAGUUUUAAUUUCGUACCCCUCUUUAAAAAUAGCGGUAGAAGUAACUUGUAUUUCCUAGCCAGUAUCUCAUCUGUGUAUAAAAAAAACAAAAGGGGGAAAAAUUGCAACCUUUUCUCUUCUCCCCCUUCACCCAGAGCCAAACUUUUGAGUUUUGUGUCUUGUUUGUCAUUGAUGAAUUUCAAUAAACCUUUUUAUACAAUU